Molecule: messenger RNA, 3183 nt
Organism: Toxorhynchites rutilus septentrionalis
Lineage: Eukaryota; Metazoa; Arthropoda; Insecta; Diptera; Culicidae
Gene: Ctf4
Product: WD repeat and HMG-box DNA-binding protein 1
Exons: 7
Coding region: 127-3090 (987 amino acids)
Biological process (GO): DNA-templated DNA replication; DNA repair; mitotic cell cycle
Cellular component (GO): nuclear replication fork
Molecular function (GO): chromatin binding; protein binding
Source: RefSeq, a predicted model, not a curated record
ACCACGAAUGAUUACAAAUAAAUCAGUAGAAUUGGCGCGCGAUGGUAUUAUAUGAACAUAACAAAAUAUUGUGUUAACUAAAAAGUAGGUGGAAUAACCGAACGAAUUUAGUGUAAUUUAUUCAACAUGCCUUUCAAGAGAUCUGCUAUGCGUUAUGGUCACAUUGUUGGCUAUACCAGUGUGGCAUACCAAGAUGAUGGGAAGCGAAUCCUCAGUAUCGGCCACGAUGGCGACAUACGUAUCUGGGAUGGGGUCUUUGAUGAUGACCCCCAUACCACGUGUGUGGCGGAAAAUGUUUGGGCCCUGCUACAGUACGGUAACCGGGUUUUGAUUGGAAAUGAUUUGAACACCGUACAAGCCUACACGUAUCCCGCGCUGGAGAAGGAUGGAAUUGAUUUCCGGUUCACUGCCUUUGUUACGAGCAUUGCACGGAAUGCGAAAUUCAUAGCCGCUGGUUCGGAGGAUGGAAGCAUCAAAGUGAAACCGGUGGAUGGGGGAGAAGAAUUCGAGUUCGGUGGUUGGGUAGGUCCCGUGCUCAGUAUUAGUAUCAGCGCGGGGAAUUUGUUGGCUGCGAGAUGUGGUGAUGGAAAGCUAAGAGUGUGGGAUCUGAACAAGAAGGAAUUACUGAACACAGUUGAAGAUUUGCGUAAGGUGAAAAGUUUCGAAGGGAAUGCCCAUAUCGCCAGUUCAAGUUUUGAGCCAGUUCGCGGUAAUGUUUUGGCGUAUCCAAAAGGAGGAGAAAUAAUAAUCGUCAAUUCAUCAACUUGGAAGCAACAUAAAGUUCUGAAACAUUCCAAAGUUUGCUCGGACUACACAUAUUGCGCCUUUUCCCCAAAGGGGGAUUAUCUUGCCGCGGGAACCGAAUCUGGUGAAGUUGUCAUAUGGAAUUAUAAAUCCGGGGAGCCGAUGGAGGGAGAAAUGUCAUCCAUCGAUCAAUAUCCUGUCACGGGAUUGUGCUGGAAUCCGACAAACAAUGGCGAAUUGGUGAUGUGUGAUAAUCAAGGGCAACUGGGGAACGUGACAUGUACUUCGGAAGACGAUGACGGCGAGAUAGAUGAUGGAAAUGAUCUCAUGACGAUGGCCGAAAGGGAAGCAACUGGCGUGGAAGAUGACGAUGACGACAUAAACGAAAUCUACUCAAAACAUGUCGCGGGAGAAAAAUUGCUUGCAGACGAUUCAGACGAUGAAAACAGUUUUUCAGUCAGCAAGUUGAAGAGUCAGUACACUACUAACGAUGACGAUCUGGUGAAUGAUUUGCUAGGUGCUGCUAAACGGGACGAAACGGAUUCGCAUCACGGUGCCGAUAAUGACGAUGCGCACUCCGAAGCGAGUGAUAGAGUUGAUGCGCGAUCCUAUCCGAUGCAGGGCCAUUUUCAGCCAGGCUCAACGCCGGACCACUUGCAGCAUCGCUAUUUAGUGUACAAUCACGUCGGGAUAGUGAGGGGACACUCCGACGAGAAGGAAAAUUCAAUUGAGAUUGAAUUUCAUGAUUCCCAAAAGAACCACGGCUUCCAUUUGAACAAUUAUCUGAACCACACAAUGGCCGGUCUGAGUGAAACUGUACUGGCAAUGGCUUGUCCCUCGAGUGCGGACAGCAAAGGAAGCAAGCUGGUGUGUAUAAAUUUCAUCGCUUUUGGCAACAAGGAGUGGAGUAGCACUAUGCCAGGAACGGAAGAGAUCAUUGGAGUGGUUGCUUCGGACAAAAUCGUUGUGGUGGCUACCGAUUCUCGAUUAUUGCGAGUUUUCACAGCAAGAGGAACACAGCGAGAGGUAGUGGCCAUCCCCGGGCCGUUUGUGUCCAUGGCUGCCUUCGGGGAUCACAUUCUUGUCGCUUACCAUCACUCACCAGCGAGCGAAGAUCAACAUUUGAAGUUAAUGAUAAUAACAUGCGUCCGGUUCAAACUGCGUUGUCGUGAGAUAACGCUGGCGCUAUCCGCGGGAGCAAAAUUGCAAUGGUUGGGUUAUUCUGACAAAGGUUCACCCGUCACGUACGAUUCGGAGGGGAUUAUGCGUUUAUACCAUGCCACGGCCAACCUGUGGUUUCCUAUUUUGAACGCAGAGCAGCACAGAAUCGGCGCUUCCGACAGUCUUUUCAUCAUCAGGGUUUCCGAAUCGAUGCAACAGGCGCAAUUGAUCGUAUGCCGUGGGGCUAAAUACCCAUUGACCAAUCCACGCCCCGUCCCGUUGAGCGUCAAGUUCCAGCAACCGAUGUGUGACGUAGAAUCUGAAAAGGGAACCUUCGAAGAGGAACUGGUUCGAAGUAUCUACUUGAAGUGCGACGAAGCCGAGAAAAUUCUAAAGGAAACGGUUACUAAACUGUUUGCUAUAGCCUGUCAUUCGGAAAUGGAUCAGAGAGCUAAAGAGCUGAUCGAAACUGUUGGCGACAGUCAAGUGCUACAAGUUGUGAAGAAAUACGCUAACAAGAUCAAUCGGUUCCAUCUGGCAGAGAGUUUGGAGCCCAUGAAAAAUGCUUUCGAAGAACAGGAAAGGGAAGAGGAAAAACAAGAGCUGGAAAUUGAAAGGGAGGAUGCUGCUAUGGUGAGAGAACUGCAGCACAUCAAUGCAGAAGCGAUAACCAAGAAGGACGCCACCCCUGAAAUUAAACCAUUGUCCAUGUCGAAAAAAGGAAAUCCCUUCAGGAAGAAGGGCAGCGCAUUGAAGUCAACACCCAGUGCGUCCAAUCCGUUGGGUCAUUUGACCGGCAAAGCUAUUGGAUUCAGCUCACCGAGCUCCACCAAUGGUGGAUACCACGAUGGGAAUGAAUCGGCGAACAUGAGUGGGGCAUCCUCGAUGUUUACUGGUGAUGAGAGCGGAGCCACGGCCAACAGCGAAAAUCAGUCGAGGGGCAGCAACACCCCGUCGGGGAUGAAAUUUAUGCCGUGGUUCGAAAUCAACAGGAGACAGCUGAAAGGGGAGAAUCCCGAUGCCACCGAUCAGGAGCUGAUCAAGAUUGGUUUGAAACAGUACAAGGCGCUGAAUAGCUUACCGGCGUCACGCGGUGAGACGGGUGAGAAGCGAAAGCUGGAAGAUUCCGAGAAAAGCGAAACCGGAGUGUCCAAAUUGGCUCGGUUCGGUUUUGUUAAGAAUUAAGAACGAAUUGUUGUGUAAUAUAAGAAUAAUGUUAACAUUUAAAUGAUUACAAACCCCACAAAGUGCUUCGAUAAAGGGUGGGAAAACGAUUAA